Fomitiporia mediterranea MF3/22 is the source of this 1766-nucleotide messenger RNA. Its product is annotated as UAA-domain-containing protein. The transcript has 3 exons. Gene Ontology annotation, molecular function: UDP-N-acetylglucosamine transmembrane transporter activity. The record is from RefSeq and is a predicted model, not a curated record. Bases 1 to 1518 code for a protein of 505 amino acids. NCBI's taxonomy places the organism in Eukaryota, Fungi, Basidiomycota, Agaricomycetes, Hymenochaetales, Hymenochaetaceae. Gene Ontology annotation, biological process: transmembrane transport. Gene Ontology annotation, cellular component: Golgi membrane; endoplasmic reticulum membrane.
AUGGGUACCAUCGCUCUUCUCCGGUUCUGCUCCUGGGCAACAGUGGCGGAGCUCCUGACCACGUUUUCCUUCAUAUUCGGGGGUUGCUGCAGCAAUGCCCUGACUCUAGAAGUCAUCACCUCCCAGUAUCCGCCAGCAGGGACGCUCAUUACGUUCGCCCAAUUUCUGUUUGUGGCGCUGGUCGGAUUGCGGAAGCAACUUAUUCUUCUUCCGAUGCGCGUCGCUCGGCAAGAUGCUCUUCGACGCGUUGCUAAUAUGUCUUUUGACGCGCAAGCCAAAGCGAUCUCCAUAUAUUGUCCAGAUGAUCGCCUCUCGCGAGCAUUUGCACAGGAUCUCGCCCCCUUGGUAGAAGGCACACUUGCUCACUUCGGACAUGAAGUCCAGCCGGGAAAUGGCAACGGAGAUCCAUUCGUUCGAAUGAAAAAGGAGCCUUUACAAAUUAUUUGUGACCCUACCGAACAGAGCAAUCCGUCUAACUCCUUCAAGGUUCUCUUGCAAAUGGACCCUGUCGUCUCGAAUAAAAUGGACACAGUGCUAGACGUCUCCGUUCCCGAUCAACCCUCCUUGCUGUAUCCUCGUGCGGCUAGAAUUUCACUCAAUCCAUUUCAAUAUCGCUUGAAGCAUAGACACAUCCCUCUUUCACGAUAUGCUGUCCAAGUGUUGCUUUUUCUUUUGAUCAGCCUUCUUAACAAUGCUGCAUUCGCAUAUCGCGUCCCGAUGGCAGUACACAUCAUCUUCCGAAGUGGCGGCCUCGUGGUGAACAUGCUCAUGGGAUGGGCCUUCGAGAAGCGACGGUACUCAAGGGUCCAGGUUGCCUCGGUCUUUCUUGUAACCUUCGGAGUAGCUCUCACAACUCUAUCCGCAACCCAAUCCAAGUCCCAUGCAUCGCCGAAGGCAGAAGUCUCUGCUCAUGCUUAUUCCAAUCUAGAAAUAGAAUCAACCUCGUAUAGGCAGUAUGCAAUUGGGAUCGCUAUUCUUACUUUAGCGCUCGUAUUAUCAGGCGCGCUUGGGCUUUCACAAGACCGUACAUUUGAGCGGUACGGCCGCGGUCACUGGGAAGAGGCAAUGUUCUACCUUCACGCCCUCGCCUUGCCCCUCUUCGGCUUCACAUGGCGCGAUCUCGUCUCACAGGUCCGCACAGCCAAUGCCGGGCGGCAACUUGCACUCCCAUUCUCUUCUGCAAGUGACUCAGAUGCUCACCACCUAUCACCCCUUCCUUACCUCCCGAUCCGUCCUCCGUCGCUACGCAUACCGGCAUUCUACGUGCCGCUUUUCCUAAACGUCCUCACGCAGCUCUUCUGCGUCGCCGGCGUAAAUCGGCUCACCUCUCACAUGAACAGCUUAACAGUAUCUCUCGUACUCGUCGUGCGAAAGGCUACUUCACUUGCGGUUAGCGUGCUGCUCCUCGGUGGCUCUCGCGGGAAUGUGUACCUUUGGUCUGGAGCGGCUGCUGUCCUUGUCGGGACGAUUGGGUAUACGUUGGCGAGUCAAUCUGCGCCGAAGAAGAAGAGGGAGUAACUUCUUUUGACUUGGAGUUCUGCGGAUUCUAGCGUUCUGUGGAACUUUAUGUUCUCGGAUGUCUGGUUAUUGAACGCCGAUUGUUUCGAGGUGACUAUAGCAGGUUGAGCUUAUUCACGAUUCACGAAGCCACAGACUUUCUGUCGUUUUAUUUUAUCCCCACUGUAUUGCACUAUCGUAAGAGAUUUAGAUGCGAAUUCGUUCGGGUUCUCCGGUGGCAACUUUUUCCUCUUGGUCAUGUAGAGUAG